Molecule: messenger RNA, 774 nt
Organism: Arachis ipaensis
Lineage: Eukaryota; Viridiplantae; Streptophyta; Magnoliopsida; Fabales; Fabaceae
Source: RefSeq, a predicted model, not a curated record
AUGGUUCUCCUCCGGCGGGGCUCCCCCUCUCUUCCUCGCGACAACACCGGCGACGCUGGCGGCGAGCAAUCAGGCGACUGGGCGGCGCGACCCUUUUCCCCCUUCGCGGUCCUCCCCUUCACCUCAGAUUUGCUCUGCGACGGCGCAGGGAUGGUGGCACGGCUGGACUGGGUGUGGCCUCGGUGGUUUGAGGAAGGGGGAAACGUUUGUGGUGUGGCUGCUGAGUUGGGUGAGAGGGUAACCGGUCACGGCUCAAAUCAGUGUAUCGCUGAGGUAAUUACUCAACUUAGCUCUCAUUUUGCCAUGAAAUACAUGGGGAACCUGCAUUAUUUUCUUGGAUUAGAAGUAACACACACUGCUGAUGGCGGUCUUCUGUUAUCUCAAACUAAGUAUGUCAAUGACAUCUUAAGAAAAGCCAAUAUGAAGCCUCUUGAAGCAUAUUGGAAGGUAGUAAGCGCAUUUUGCGAUACAUCAGUGGCACUGCUCGCUUUGGUUUGUGGAUUCAACUGGCUAAAGAGCUCACACCUCACAAUUUAUACCGAUUCUGAUUGGGGGUCUGAUCUUGAUGAUCGGAAAUCAACCAACGAUUAUUGUGUAUUUCUGGGAUCUAAUUUAAUUUCUUGGUCUUCAAAGAAACAUCAUGCAGUCUCUCGAUCGAGCACAGAGGCCAAAUAUCAGGGUGUGGCUGAUGCAGUUGCAGAAGCAGUCUCCAUUCAGAAUUUGCUGCAUGCUAUUCAUGCCCCCAAUGACCAAACUGCCUGUGAUUUACUAUGA